AUGCCAAGGGGGGGCCCACCGGCUUCUCCGAGUCCAGGGCCCCCCAAAGUGGGCCUUAGCAAGAUGGGUUCAGCAGCAGCAGCAGCAGCUGGCGAGCCCAGGCAGCAGCAGCAGCAGCAGCAGCAGCAGAGCAGCAAGCCCGCUGCUGCUGACGUUCUGAUCCGCCGGAGGUCUGGCGGCGCUGCGCUUAUUCGGCAGCGCAGCAGCAGCAGCAUGAACGCUGCUGCUGUUGCGGCGACGGAGGCAGCAACAGCAGCCACAGCUGCUGCUGCUGCAGCAACAGCAGCGACGUCUCGCUGCAUACGCCGCAGCGCCUCGAAGGAAGCAGCCAAGGCCCCAAAGGCACAGCCAGCAGCAGCAGCAGCAGCAGCAGCUCCUGCUGCUGCUGCUGCUGGCAUUACUUUUCCAGAUUCUUGUGAUCCGGAAGAACAUGUGGCUCUCACUUAUCCGGGGGGCCCCUCUGCUUUUGCUGCAGACAUGGAAGCUGCUAAGACAGCCUUUAAAAGGGGCCACUACGCCGUGCUGCUGCUGCUGCUCAUCAUGUUUGCUGCUGCAGCAACUGCUGCUGUCAUCAUUCUCCAGGACCCCUCUUUCCUACGGCACCGCACGCAGCACCUGAUGCGCCCGCAGCAGCAGCACGAGAAGCAGCACGAGCACCCGCAGCAGCAGCAGCAGCAGCAGCAGCAAGCGACAUUUGAACCAGAAAGCGAAGAAGCAGCUCUCAAGAGUGGGACUGAGGCCCAAUCAGCAGCACCCACAGAAGCAGCAGCAGCAGCAGCAGCAGCAGCAGCUCGAAGGGGGCCCAUCCCCGGCAUGCCUCUCCAGAAGCAGCUGGGGCCUGGGGGCGAGUGGCUGUUGCCUUCUGCUGCAGCACUUGAGGGUUUAGUGCUGCACGUAGUGCAGCAGCACGGGGCCCCGGGGGCCCCGGGGGCCCCAGGGGGGCCCCCCCCCAAAGACCCGCUGGAGCUGUGGCUGCAGCGGGGGCCCCGCUGCAGCAAAGAGACACAAAGUGGGGCCCUUGUUGCUGAAGAAGUGGCCCGGGGGGCCCCCCUCCUGCAGCUGCCGCGGCUGCUGCUGCUGUCGACAGCAGACGCGCCGCAGGCCAUACGCGAAAAGUGCGUGCUGCAGCGCCGCAGCAGCAGCAGCAGGCAGCAGCUGCAGCAGGAAACCCCGUGCAACCCGGAGGAGCUGCUGGCCGUGCUGCUGCUGAAGGAGCUGCUGCUGACUCGCCAGCUGCAGCAGCAAGACCCAGCAGCAGCAGCAGCAGUUGCUUCCAGCUGCUUGCUGCACACAAACAAACGCAACGCGCCUUUCUAUGGGCCGUAUCUCUGGAAGGCGCUGUCGCUGAAACCUGAGGUGUACACGCAGCUGGAGUGGACAGACACCUGA
Molecule: messenger RNA, 1389 nt
Organism: Eimeria tenella
Lineage: Eukaryota; Apicomplexa; Conoidasida; Eucoccidiorida; Eimeriidae
Exons: 2
Coding region: 1-1389 (462 amino acids)
Source: RefSeq, a predicted model, not a curated record